Corythoichthys intestinalis (scribbled pipefish) is the source of this 2625-nucleotide messenger RNA. RefSeq names its product POC1 centriolar protein A (gene poc1a). Gene Ontology annotation, cellular component: ciliary basal body; centriole. The transcript is spliced from 11 exons. The record is from RefSeq and is a predicted model, not a curated record. Gene Ontology annotation, molecular function: protein binding. Lineage: Eukaryota; Metazoa; Chordata; Actinopteri; Syngnathiformes; Syngnathidae. Gene Ontology annotation, biological process: cilium assembly. The coding region runs from base 548 to 1789 and encodes 413 amino acids.
UAAAGCUUUUCGUUAGCCGAGCCGGGGUGGAAGUGGCGUCUGUGAUAAUAGGCGACUGAGGCCCUUUGUGAGCCGUGAAAUAAAGUUAAAUUUACAAUAUGUAACAUAUGUGAUUCAGUUCUUAUCUUUCAGAGUAGACAUUUUUAUUUAGGUAGUGUCAUACUUCAAUGUAUCGAUGGAGGAUAUGCGUCAUGAACGCUGUCUCAUGCCACUUCUUUGAUGAAUAAUAACGGUUGUAGUACAGCGAACUAUGUCCCGUAAGGUUAAUUAUAUUGUCACUGCAGUAAUAGUCAAAUACAGUACUGUUAAAGCAAUAGUCACUUACAGUACUGUUAAACAUAAGCAAAACAAACAAAUCGUGAAAAGUUGACUGUCCUAAAGAGUCCCUUUAACUUUUACAUGAAUAUCAAUCAAAUCGUUAAUAUCUGUGCGGAAUGUUGCAACGGCUUAUGAUAUAACAAUAUGUCCUAAUAAUCAUGAUCCGACACUUGAGCAUAAUUUCAAGGGUCACAAGGAUGCCGUAACAAGUGUGGACUUCAGCAGCAAUAUGAAACAGCUCGCCACCAGCUCCACAGACGGCAUCGUGAUGAUCUGGAACUUAAAACCUCAGAGGCGUGCUUAUCGUUUUGAUGGGCAUGAAGACUCCAUCACCUGUGUCCAGUUUUCUCCCUCAGGACACCUGGUGGCCUCUUCCUCCAAAGACAGGACUGUACGCCUUUGGGUGCCCAACAUGAAGGCUCAGUCAACAGUGUUCAAGGCUCACACCGCCACCGUGCGUUGUGUGGACUUCUCUGGAGACGGUCAUACUAUGGUCACAGCGUCGGAUGACAAGACGGUCAAAUUGUGGGCCCUCCCCCGACAAAAGUUCCUGUUCUCCCUCAAUCAGCACAUCAACUGGGUCCGCUGUGCCAGGUUUUCUCCAGACGGCCGCUUGAUUAUUUCCUCGAGUGAUGACAAAACCAUCAAGCUGUGGGACAAGAACAGCAGGGAAUGUGUUCACUCUUUCUACGAACAUGCAGGUUACGCAAACCAAGUAGAAUUUCAUCCAAGUGGAACUUGCAUCGCUGCGGCUAGUACAGACAAUUCAGUCAAGGUGUGGGACAUUCGAUCCCUUAAGAUGUUGCAACAUUACCAAGUCCACAGUGGUUUUGUGAACAGUUUGUCUUUCCAUCCAUCUGGUCAUUACCUCUUGACUGGGUCCAACGAUUCCACAACGAAGAUACUGGAUCUUGUGGAGGGAAAACUGUUGUUCACACUGCAUGGACACCAGGGUGCAGUAAAUUGUGUGGCCUUUUCCAGAACAGGAGAAUAUUUUGCCUCAGGAGGUUCUGAUGAUCAGGUGAUGGUGUGGAAGAGCAAUUUUGACAACAGCAGUGACACACUCAAGAAUCAGCAGUCCACCAACCAGGCACCGCAACCUAUCCGAACAGCUGCCAAAACAGGUCGUGGUCACGGGGAAACUAUGCAUAACAACACCCACAGGAUUACAAUCACCAACAUCCCAGGAAGCACAAGCAGCAGUUCCACCUCCACCAGCGCAAAGGUCCAUGGCCAGCCAUGUAAACCAUCACACGAAGUAACCAAGCCCCUGGAGAGACCUCCAACCCCCGGUUUAACCAGCGCGCUUGAAAACAUUAUAGGUCAAUUGGAUAUUCUCACAAAGACUGUGUCCAUGUUGGAACAUCGGCUGUCGCUGACUGAAGAAAAGCUGAAGGAAUGUUUACAGACCCAGGUGGAUUCCCAAGCGUUUCUAGACGAAGCAAGCUGGACGCCGGAUGCUCAAUACUGAGAUGCUGCAAAGACAAAUGUUGUGGAGGGGUUUGCUUGAAAGAGUUAAGAGAGCCCCUCUUUUCUACUGAUAAAGAUGUCUGCACUAGGUCUUUUUCCUAUUUGCCUGUUUUAUGUUUUUUGCAAACUUGCACAAAAUGGCAACUACAAAUGACACUUUAUCUAGAGCCAACAUCAAAUGUGUUGCCUGAUUUUUUAUUAUAUAUUUUUUAAUUGGUCUAAUCUAAGCGUCUUUCAAAUGUAGCAUCAUAUAAAGGCCAAUUAAUGACAAAAAAAACAUCCUUCCUUCUUACCAUACAUUUUGAGUGUGUCCAUGUUUAGCUUCCACUAGGUUAUGCCCCUUAUAAAUUCUGCACCACAUUUCUCCUGAACAGCUGUAUUUGCGUUUUUUAACAAUUUUUACAAAGCACCGUUAUUAUUUAAUCACGGUGACUUUUUCAAAAGGCCCGAAAUUCACGAGAAUUAUAGCUUUAACAUGCUUUAAAUGUUCUUGCCUAUCACCCUUGCCAUUUCCUCGUGGAUCAGUGGUGAGCUAGGUAGGUUAGGUAAAACUGGCCAGAAAGACAAUGUUAUUUGUUUUAACUAGAAACUGCAAUUUCGGGAGAAAUUACACCUUGGUCUUUCCUCUGUGGAGAUACAAAUCUUAGCCCCACUCAGGUCUAUCAAUAGAAUGGACCAUAAUGCCAGUCAAUGGCACUAAACAAAGUAAAAGCCAUUAGAAAAGAUUGGGAGAAUUGGACGUCCAUGGCCGUCAAUGGCAUCACCCUCCAUAAGCGGCAAUCCAAUCAGGGACAUUUGGGGGACACGUCCUAAUGAUAUCUAGUCAUUUUCUGUUGA